GGGUCACGGCGCCUGAAGCCCACGUGCGCCGCCGAGCCCGAGGUGGCCUCGAGCGCGGCGGCUGACAGCACAGCCCGCCUGAGCUGCCUCCCGCGCUCCUCCCCGAGGAAAGGAUUUUGAUUUCAAAGAAAGGAAGGAAGGAAGGACAACUCCCAGCUUCCCCGUCCCGCCCUCCCCGCUCCGAGGGCCGGGCCAGGCCAUGCCCAAGAAGGCGGCGGCGGCGGCGAACCAGCAGAAGGGACUUUCCUGGCAGCCCGGCGACGAGGAGCGCAGACAGUGAGUUUGCUCUGCCCCGGUUCAUGGUUCCUGCAAGCCCUCUAGGAGGCGGAAAGCUGCAGCCCCUCCCCUUGCCCCGAAGAGCCUUCCGCGUUCUCUCGCCCUCGGGCCCACCCCGCGCCGCCCGGGCUCCCGCCGCCGCAGCCCAGUGCCCUCUGCCCGCGGCGGUGGAUGGCAUGAUGGUGCGGGGAAGGCACCGCGGCCUUGGCCAGCUGAGUCGCGACGGCCGCCGGGGCGGCGGCAGUGGUAGCGGGCUCCCCAGCGGCAUGCCAGUGCCCCCCGGGCGCGAUGGCUAGCGGCAGCGCCGGGAAGCCCACUGGCGAGGCGGCUUCUCCGGCUCCUGCGAGCGCCAUCGGCGGGGCCAGCUCGCAGCCGCGGAAGAGGCUGGUAUCCGUCUGCGACCACUGCAAGGGCAAGAUGCAGCUGGUGGCCGACCUGCUGCUGCUGUCGAGCGAGGCGCGGCCCGUGCUCUUCGAGGGCCCCGCCUCCUCUGGUGCCGGCGCCGAGUCCUUCGAGCAGUGCCGGGACACCAUCAUCGCGCGCACCAAGGGGCUCUCCAUCCUCACCCACGACGUGCAGAGCCAGCUCAACAUGGGCCGCUUCGGGGAGGCGGGGGACAGCCUGGUGGAGCUGGGCGACCUGGUGGUGUCGCUGACCGAGUGCUCGGCCCACGCGGCCUAUCUGGCGGCUGUGGCCACGCCGGGCGCCCAGCCUGCGCAGCCGGGCCUGGUGGACCGCUACCGCGUGACGCGAUGCCGCCACGAGGUGGAGCAGGGUUGCGCCGUGCUGCGCGGCACGCCGCUGGCCGACAUGACGCCGCAGCUGCUGCUGGAGGUGUCGCAGGGCCUGUCGCGCAACCUCAAGUUCCUGACGGACGCGUGCGCCCUGGCCAGUGACAAGUCACGGGACCGCUUUUCGCGGGAGCAGUUCAAGCUGGGCGUCAAGUGCAUGAGCACCAGCGCGUCGGCGCUGCUGGCCUGCGUGCGCGAGGUGAAGGUGGCGCCCAGUGAGCUGGCGCGCAGCCGCUGUGCGCUCUUCAGCGGGCCCCUGGUGCAGGCAGUGAGCGCCCUGGUAGGCUUCGCCACCGAGCCGCAGUUCCUGGGUCGCGCGGCAGCUGUGAGCGCCGAGGGCAAGGCGGUGCAGACCGCCAUCCUGGGCGGCGCCAUGAGCGUGGUGUCGGCCUGCGUGCUCCUGACCCAGUGCCUCAGGGAUCUGGCGCAGCACCCCGACGGGGGCGCCAAGAUGUCGGACCACAGGGAGAGGCUGAGGAACUCGGCCUGCGCCGUGUCUGAAGGCUGCACCCUGCUAUCUCAGGCUUUAAGGGAGAGGUCUUCGCCCAGGACUUUACCGCCAGUGAAUUCCAAUUCUGUGAAUUAGCACCCCACCCCCAUACCCCUUCUUCCACCCCCAGACUAAAGGAAGAUACUUACUCUCUGCCCCUCUCCAUUUAUACCAAAGAAAUCAUAGGUGAAACCCCCUACCCUCCCCAACGUUAAAUGCUCGAGAGGAAUCUUCCACAAGGCAGGGCCAUGCACACAACCUGCACACGCACUUGGAGGGCCCAGGUGUCUGUCCACCAGCCCCCAUGCAGUAGGGACUGGAAGAUAUGUCAUCUGCUGGUUGUGUUAUCACUCCCGCCCCCUACCCCAGCCCGUCUUCCGGAAUUUCUCAACUAAAUUUGAUUAUUGGGCAGGAAGGAGGUCAUGGGUUCAUUUCAUUUUUGUUUUUUGUGUUUUUAAUUAAAAGAAAGGUUACCUCAGUUUUCACUCCUUAGACAUGGAUGUAGCUACCUUUUUUUGUAUGUCUUUUUUUUUUUCAGCAAUCGUGUUGAAUUAGGAGUAUACUUGGUGUGGAAAGAGUAUGAAUUUGCCAUGUGAUUUGCAAAUGGGGGGAAGCUACUGUGAGCGUGUGUUUUUUUAAUUUACACUAUAGAGUGAUUUUUUUUCCCCCAACGUCAAGUUUUUACCUUGCAUGUACUGGAGUAUUUAUUUCAUCUAUUAAAAUGUUAUGUUUCUCAGA
Messenger RNA from Pan troglodytes (chimpanzee), 2295 nucleotides. RefSeq names its product talin rod domain containing 1 (gene TLNRD1). The record is from RefSeq and is a predicted model, not a curated record. NCBI's taxonomy places the organism in Eukaryota, Metazoa, Chordata, Mammalia, Primates, Hominidae. The transcript has a single exon. Bases 565 to 1653 code for a protein of 362 amino acids. Gene Ontology annotation, molecular function: actin binding.